AUGAACGGCCCUCCCAGUCAGCGGCCUGCGCGGCCCAUGAGCGUCAAGGAGAUCACCAACGCCGCCGAGGACUUUGAGUUUAGAACGACCAUCCCUUUCAAAUACUGGGCACGAUCCGCCGACACCCUGUUCCAAGAGGCCUUGUUUGCGCUUCAGGAUCGCGACAUUCGAAAGGCAUAUCAGAUGCUAUGGAGGCAUUCGGUCCUCGUGCUGCAACACCUCAAAACGCAUCCCGACGCCAAGCUCCCCGAGAACAAGGCUCUCACGAAGCCGCUCUUCAACCGCCAGCAAAAGGAGGUAUUUGGGUUGCUCGAGGAGCUGAAGCCGCAGAUCGACCGCGAUUACAACGAAUGGAAGUCGAUGAAUGCGUCCCAGAGGACGGCCGACGACGAAACCGCAAAGAGACCCUCGAGCUACGACGGGUUCGCCGCCCGAGACCCCACCUUGUCCGGCAACGCCAAGAUCCUGGACGCGGCCGACAACCAGGAGCUGGCCGUGUCUCUGGCACAACGCGACUUCAAGCGGCGAGAUGCAGCGAGGAGAGCGACGCGACAGGCCGGCGUUACCGAGGAAGAGGAACAAGAGCGUCGUAAGGGUGGUCGCUGGGAGGAUUGGGAGCAACUCAGCAGCCCGACGGAUGACGACGAAAUAAGGAGACAGAUCGAGGCAACGCGGCGACGACUCGACGGAGCGGAUCAGGGACGAGAUGACGAUAGCCUCAGGCAGUCGCAGGCCCCCAGCUACGGACGCCCAGCACCGCCGCCCAACUUCUCGUACCACUACCCGUCCAUCUCGAGACCGAGAACGCUCGAGUGGGAGGCGACGCCGUUGGAGCCGCGGCGCGCGUACGGACCGAUACCGCCCCAGCCACCAAAACCGCCAAAGGAGGACUUCACGAUCCUGCGGCAGGAGCUCGACGCGGCGCCCCCGAUGCGGCCUGGAAAAACCCCUCUGCCCUCGUACGAGCCAUCACACGACAUCCCCGAGCUGCCAGCCAAGGAGCUGGCGGCCGCGCCUUCGGCCAAGGAGCGCCUGACGUUCCGCCCGGCGGCCUACCUGGAGAACGGCGACCCCAUCCGGCCCGUCUUCCUCCCGACGCAGCUCCGCGACACGUUCCUCAGCAUCGCUUCCGAGAACACCCGAAAGGGCCUGGAGAUGUGCGGCAUCCUGUGUGGCCGGCCGGUUAACAACGCGCUGUUCAUCAGCUGCCUCCUGAUCCCGGAGCAGAAGAGCACGCCCGAUACCUGCGAGACGGAGAACGAGUCUUCAAUGCUGGACUACUGCAUCAACGAGGACCUUCUGAUGGUGGGCUGGAUUCACACGCACCCCACACAGACGUGCUUCAUGAGCUCGCGCGACCUCCACACGCAAGCCGGCUACCAGGUAAUGAUGCCGGAGAGCAUCGCCAUUGUCUGCUCUCCGCGGCACCAGCCCUCAUAUGGCAUCUUCCGUCUCACGAACCCUCCCGGGCUCACUCACAUCCUGCAGUGCACAAAGUCGGAAACGUUCCACCAGCACUCCAUCGACAAUCUCUACACCAAGGCGCAGAACCCGCCGGGCCACGUCUAUCACUCGGACAAGCUGGACUUUUACGUCAAGGACUUGCGACCGAAUCGAUAG
Messenger RNA from Colletotrichum graminicola M1.001, 1620 nucleotides. RefSeq names its product Mov34/MPN/PAD-1 family protein. The coding region runs from base 1 to 1620 and encodes 539 amino acids. Lineage: Eukaryota; Fungi; Ascomycota; Sordariomycetes; Glomerellales; Glomerellaceae. Gene Ontology annotation, molecular function: K63-linked deubiquitinase activity; metal-dependent deubiquitinase activity; protein binding. The transcript is spliced from 3 exons. Gene Ontology annotation, cellular component: membrane; endosome. Gene Ontology annotation, biological process: protein K63-linked deubiquitination. The record is from RefSeq and is a predicted model, not a curated record.